Messenger RNA from Coprinopsis cinerea okayama7#130, 1203 nucleotides. RefSeq lists its product as hypothetical. Lineage: Eukaryota; Fungi; Basidiomycota; Agaricomycetes; Agaricales; Psathyrellaceae. The transcript is spliced from 3 exons. The record is from RefSeq and is a predicted model, not a curated record. The coding region runs from base 1 to 1203 and encodes 400 amino acids.
AUGGUUCGAUUGGAUCCCAAGCUUCACAGGUCAAUAACAGCCAAGAACUACGUCCUCUCCGCGUUGGAAGCUUCCCUCGUACACCUAGAUACGCCCCUCCCGCUUUCCCUGGUCCAGCCUACAACCCAAGAAUUCGUUGAACGAUUCCCCUUGACUGGGUACGCUAUUGACGUCUUCCAUGCAUGCGUCAGCCACUGCACUCGAACACCAGGAAUCCUGGAAUCUACUGUCUCGAUCAUCCUCUCCAAAUUCGAAGAGAUAAUCGACUCACUGGCUGCGUUUGCGGAAUGGGCCUUGAGACCGCCAGCGGAUAACCCCGAUGAACCGUUACCCAGUCAUCCGUUCGAAGUCGACAGGAUGGACUCUAGGGAAGGGGAACUCAUGAGCUUGUUCGACGAUCCGAAAAAGAUUGUAAAGAAUGCUUUGGUCAAGGAGCCCCUACUACUAGUGGUCACCGGCGUCCUCGUGUCAAAGGUCCUACACGCGAUGUGCGCGAGGUCCGCCAGCCUCGAGGAUGCGGUGUUCGCGUCUCCCAAGGCGAUUCGACUCGCGCUUCGGCUGUGGGCAACGCCGGUAGCUAAGUCCGGGGUGGAGACGAUGUCUGGGGUGGAAUCCUAUUGUGACGAUGCUGCGCAUCUGAUGCAGAACCUGCUCAACAAGGAACACGGAUCCAGACGCGACGAGCUCUUCAACCAGAUUCUUGCGUCGCGCGCUCGGUUGGACGCGUUCGUUAAAGCCUUAGUCGGACGAUUCGAUCAGCUGGUUAGAAACAGCGCAAAAUCGACAUCCAAUGUGCGCCCUCCGCCUGAGACAGAACUGGUCUGGCACUGUAUGCGAUACCUGUCCGCAUCCAUCUGCAGUCACCGCAGUAUCUGGAGGGCGCUCGUCAACGCUGGAGUACUAAAAGUGUGGACCAGGGCCAUUGUUAUGACAAUUGGAGAUUCAACCUGCCCCAAACUACUCGAACUAUGUAUCGGCGUCAUCUCAGCUGCUGUAGUGGGGGAAUCUAAUCAAUGGGUCGCCCUUCGAGAUAUAUUCAAAGAAGGCUUACUACCAACCAUUCUUCGGAUUCUUGUCGCCUUCGAUGCUGUCCACGACCAAGAAAAGCUGGCUGCAGCGCGGGAGAUGCCCAGACAGAUCACAAGGUUUGUGUUCAAUGCCAAAGUGAUCGCUGUCCUUUUCCCGAAUCCCGGGUGCCAGUAA